AUGUUCUCUGACAUGCUGAUGGACGUCUACCGCGACGAAAGUUCCGGGAUCCACAUCGCCUCCAGGACGAACGGCCACCUCUUCAAUCAACGCCGGAUCUACUUCCAAUCUCGCGUAUCCACAACCACCGUUCACGAACUUCCCUUCGCCGACGACUGCGCCCUGAACACCACCACGGAAGAGGACAUGCAAUGGAGCAUGGACCUCUUCUCCGUCGCCUGCGAGACCUUCGGUCUGGUCAUCAACACGGAGAAGACGGUGGUCAUGCAUCAACCGCCACCAAACACAAUCCCUCAGCACAAUGCGCCACAGAUCAGCGUGAACGGAACCCAACUGACAGCGGUGGACAAUUUCCCAUACCUUGGCAGUACCCUCUCCCGUAGCACGAAAAUCGAUGACGAAGUGGCCCGCCGGAUCUCAAAGGCCAGUCAAGCAUUCGGCCGCCUUCAAAGCACAGUUUGGAACCGUCACAGUCUGUAG
Molecule: messenger RNA, 480 nt
Organism: Spirometra erinaceieuropaei
Lineage: Eukaryota; Metazoa; Platyhelminthes; Cestoda; Diphyllobothriidea; Diphyllobothriidae
Source: the annotation of a GenBank genome assembly